AUGUCUACCUGUCAAGCUGAUAAUGACUACGAUGGUCGCAUGGGCGUCCGCAUUUCAGCCAUUUUCGUCAUCGGUGUUUCUUCACUGUUCGCAACGUGGUUCCCCGUCUUCGCUGCUAGGCACAGAGGCGUCGGCGUCCCUGAAUGGGCCUUUUUCAUCGCCAAAUACUUCGGCUCUGGAGUUAUUAUAGCGACCGCCUUUAUUCAUCUACUCGCACCUGCCCAUGAAGCAUUGGACGAUGAGUGUCUCACUGGACCCAUCAAGGACUACAGUUGGGUCGAGGGUAUUGUCUUGAUGACAAUAUUCGUGUUGUUCUUUGUCGAGCUUAUGACAAUGCGAUAUGCCAAGUUUGGCCACAGCCACAGUCACGGACACGAUGACGAGCUUGAGAACCACGAUGACUUGGGUAUCAAGCCUGACCCUUUUACUGAUGGCAAGAAGCCCGAGACUGUCGACGAGUCCGAGCCUGCGUUCGAGUUGCCUCCUCGUGUCAGCACGAGUACUGCCAACUGCCCCACGACUCCCCAUGCCCGUGGUGACGACCACCUUGGCCAUGCUCGCUCUCACAUCGACAACGAGAUGACUGCUGGAUGGACCGAAGUGCAAAAGCAGGCUGCCGGUGUCUUCGGCGAGGAUUACGCCGCUCAGAUGACCGCUCUCUUCAUCCUCGAGUUCGGUGUCAUCUUCCACUCUAUUUUCAUCGGUUUGACACUGGCCGUCUCCGGCGAUGAGUUUACUACCCUCUACGUCGUGUUGGUCUUCCAUCAGUCAUUCGAAGGUCUCGGUCUGGGUACCCGUCUCGCAGCUGUCCAGUGGCCCAAAUCCAAGCGCUGGUCGCCUUAUCUCCUCGGCGCCGGCUACGCCAUUAGCACUCCCAUUGCCAUUGCCAUUGGUCUCGGUGUUCGUCAAUCCUUCGCCCCCGGAAGCCAGACCACCCUCAUCGCCAAUGGUGUCUUCGACAGCAUCAGUGCAGGCAUCCUGAUCUACACCGGUCUCGUCGAGCUCAUGGCUCACGAGUUCAUGUUCUCCACAUACAUGCAGCGUGCCAACAUUAAGACUGUUCUCACCGCUUUCUUUGUCAUGUGCCUUGGUGCUGGUUUGAUGGCUCUUCUGGGCAAAUGGGCUUAG
Aureobasidium pullulans EXF-150 is the source of this 1128-nucleotide messenger RNA. Its product is annotated as ZIP zinc/iron transport family. Gene Ontology annotation, biological process: zinc ion import across plasma membrane. Gene Ontology annotation, cellular component: plasma membrane. The record is from RefSeq and is a predicted model, not a curated record. NCBI's taxonomy places the organism in Eukaryota, Fungi, Ascomycota, Dothideomycetes, Dothideales, Saccotheciaceae. The coding region runs from base 1 to 1128 and encodes 375 amino acids. Gene Ontology annotation, molecular function: low-affinity zinc ion transmembrane transporter activity. The transcript is spliced from 3 exons.